AUGAGCAACCUCCCCGCCGACCGGGAGGGCGGCCUUGCCGACCCCGGGCUGCCCGAGGAGGAGGUGAGGACACUCUUUGUCAGUGGGUUGCCUCUGGACAUCAAGCCCCGGGAACUUUACCUGCUCUUCAGGCCCUUUAAGGGCUACGAAGGAUCUCUCAUCAAACUCACCUCCAAGCAGCCCGUGGGCUUCGUCAGCUUCGACAGCCGCUCUGAGGCGGAGGCGGCGAAGAACGCGCUGAACGGCAUCCGCUUCGACCCCGAGAUCCCCCAAACGCUGCGGCUGGAGUUCGCCAAGGCCAACACCAAGAUGGCCAAGAGCAAGCUGGUGGGCACCCCGAACCCCAGCACGCCUCUGCCCACUGCUGUACCUCAGUUCAUUGCCCGGGAGCCCUAUGAGCUCACAGUGCCUGCACUUUACCCCAGUAGCCCUGAAGUGUGGGGGCCGUACCCUCUGUACCCAGCGGAGUUAGCACCUGCUCUACCUCCUCCUGCUUUCACCUACCCCGCUUCGCUGCACGCCCAGAUGCGCUGGCUGCCCCCCUCCGAGGCUGGUUCUCAGGGCUGGAAGUCCCGUCAGUUCUGCUGAAUGCCGGGUCUCAGGUGUGUGAUGGUGGCCUACAGUCAGUCUUGUGGGUAUUAACGGAGUCUUCCAAGGCGGCUACUGGGUUGGUGUGCUCUCUGCAAAACCACAGUGUGCUGGCUUGAUAACUAAAAACCCUCACACAAGUUUGGAUUCCUCCAAGACUUUCUCACAGCCUCUAUCACACAUCUGCUCUCCUAGAAGAAAGAAAAAACAACAAAAAAACAACAAAAAAAACAAUGAAAAGCAUACCUAGUAAUAAUAUUUUCCUCUUUUACACUGUAUAUUUGUAAGAAAGAGUGUGUUACUUCUGAAAGCAUGGUUUGACAGCACCCCAGCCUCUGAAAAAAGACUUUCUCAAAAUGAACCAUAGGAAAGCAGACUACAAAAAGAAAAACAAACCAACAACAAACCAAAAAAACUAACAAAAAAAAAAGGCAAAAUGAGAGCAAAAGUAUUUUUGUACCAAACCUCCUAAGCAGGACAAUCUUACACUGGGUCUGGACCACACGUUCUGUGCUUUGACUUUGGAAUGAGUGUAAUUAAGAGUCUCUAAACCCCCUCUCCCCUCCUCCCCAGCCCCAUCAGCUGCAUGUUGAAGGCUUUGAUGUUCACCUACGUGGAGAUGUGGAGAUGCACAGUUUGGGUGUGUUAGGAACCUGUGCUGCCUCUGGCACAGGGCUUGUGCUCCGGCGAGACGUCUGUGGACACUUAACCAGUAUUACUCUCUUCUUCCCAGUUGUACCAAACCACAACCAGGCAGGGACAAUCAAUCAGACACUUUCUUAUGGUGGGGGUUAUUCUGUAACCUUUAGGGCUAUGUUUCAUAGCUUGCUGUGCAAAGCUUCGGUGUGGUACAACGGCUCGGAUCAGGGAUGGGCAGAAAUGGCCCCCACAUGUAGCAAGGUGACAAUUUGCCUCCUCCUCCUCCUUCUCUUCCUGCUGUGACUGCUUGAGGUUGUUACAGGCAACAUAAACUGCUGUAUGAGAUACAACCAACCAACAACCCCUUGGUUCACCAGCUUACUCCAGGUAGGACACGAGUUCUGAGCAAGCCGAGGGGCUGAGGCGUGUGCCUACCGUUAUGCCAAAGCACUGGCCUGAGCUGGGGGUUUGGUGCUGAGGUGAUGCCAGUCUGGCAGCUCCCUGCGUAGCAUUUGCAUGUUUCCAUGUGCAAAGAUAAGAAGGGAGGCUGCUGACACCCUUGGGAUAGGAUCUGUAACCUUUGUGGAGACAGCUUACCAAGCAAAGAGAGCACUCGAUGGACUCAGUCUCUCCUCCUUCUAGGAGGGAUUUGGAAAGAGAAAGAAAAACAAACCAAGACCUCAGACAGAUUUCAGUUCCUUGCAAAAGGAGGUGCAAAACUUAUCCUUUCCACUGCCUCUCCCCUCCUCCCAUCCCUGCUGCUGGGCACACCAAGCUCAGCUGCACUGAGGACAGGGUGCUCAUGGCCUUGUUAAACGUCAUCACCUUUUCCUUCCUCCUCCUCUUCUUCUGUGGGUGGGCUGAGCUUUCAGCUGCUGA
Indicator indicator is the source of this 2106-nucleotide messenger RNA. It is a transcript of the gene RBPMS, whose product is annotated as RNA binding protein, mRNA processing factor. Gene Ontology annotation, molecular function: mRNA binding. The coding region runs from base 1 to 588 and encodes 195 amino acids. The record is from RefSeq and is a predicted model, not a curated record. The transcript is spliced from 9 exons. NCBI's taxonomy places the organism in Eukaryota, Metazoa, Chordata, Aves, Piciformes, Indicatoridae.